Messenger RNA from Malaclemys terrapin pileata, 7865 nucleotides. It is a transcript of the gene CCBE1, whose product is annotated as collagen and calcium binding EGF domains 1. Gene Ontology annotation, molecular function: calcium ion binding. The transcript has 11 exons. The coding region runs from base 806 to 2017 and encodes 403 amino acids. The record is from RefSeq and is a predicted model, not a curated record. Lineage: Eukaryota; Metazoa; Chordata; Testudines; Emydidae.
UUAAAAACGGACAACGACAAGGGCGAUUUCCCCGCGUGUAACACAGGAGCGUAAGAGCGGCGUCUCCAGCAGCACUGGGAGAUCCCUACGCUAGGAAACUGACUCUCUUCCCCCCCAUCUAGACCCCCCAUAAAUACACCCCCCCUCCCCGACAGCCACUCAACUACAGAGCGGCUUGCCUCCGCACUAGCCUGCGGACAGGGACACAGGCUCCAGGGAACUUCUCUCCCGCGUCCAGUCCCACCUCCUGCUGAAGCCCCUAGCUACUCCUGCCUGCCUCCUCCGCAACAUCUGGUUACCCCCGCGUCUGCCUCACCCCCAAGCCCCCCUAGUUAUCCCUGCCGGCCCCCUCCGCAACACCUGGCUACCCCAGCGUCUGCCUCAUCCCCGAGCCCCCCUAGCUACGCCUGCCUGCCCCCUCCGUAACAUCUGGCUACUGCAGCGUCUGCCUGGUUCCCGAGCUCCCCUAGCUACUUCGCCUGCCGCCUCUGCAACAUCUAGACACCGCCAGCCUUUGCCUCGUCCCCUAGCUGCCCCUGCCUGCUCCCUCUGCAACAUCUGGCUCCCACUAUCCUCACUGCCCGUGCUUCUGGCUAGGACUCCCAGCCCCCGGGUACCGCUGCCUGCUCCCUGUGGAACAUCUGGCUGCCGCGGCCGCUCCUCUCCAGGCCGCCCCCGCGCUAACAUCUGGCCGCUGCUGUGCCGCCGCAGGGGGCCGCUCUCCUCCUCGGCAGGCGGGGUAGGCAAGGGCUGCGGCGCUGCUCUCCGAGGAGGCCGAGGGAGCCGCGGAAGCAGAGGCCGCCCGAUGGUGCUGCAGGGCGGCCCAGGGGGGGCUGGGCGGCGUCGGCUGCUGCCCCGGAGCCUGGCUGCCCUGCUCCUGCUCCUGGCUCUGGGGCACACCUGGACCUACCGGGAGGAGCCCGAGGAGCGCGACAGGGAGGUUUGUUCCGAGAACAAGAUCGCCACCAGCCGGUACCCGUGCCUGAAACCCAGCGGCGAGCUGGCCACCUGCUUCAGGAAAAAAUGCUGUAAGGGUUAUAAAUUUGUUCUUGGACAAUGCAUCCCCGAAGACUACGAUGUGUGUGCAGAAGCUCCAUGUGAACAGCAAUGCACAGAUAACUUUGGACGUGUCCUUUGUACAUGUUAUCCUGGAUACCGGUAUGACCGGGAGAGACACAAGAACAGAGAGAAACCCUACUGCCUAGAUAUCGAUGAGUGCGCCUCAAGCAAUGAGACUCUCUGCUCUCAAAUCUGUGUCAACACCAUGGGCAGUUACAGAUGCGAAUGUCAUGAAGGCUAUAUCCGGGAAGAUGAUGGGAGGACUUGUACCAAAGGAGACAAAGCCGGGCUUUCUGAGAAGGCUGACAACGUGUUGAAAGCAGGAACCUGUUGUGCCUCUUGUAAGGAAUUUCACCAGAUAAAGCAGACGGUUUUACAACUAAAGCAAAAGAUUGCUUUGCUACCAAACAAUGCUGCUGACCUUAGCAAACAAAUCACUGGUGAAAAGGUACUUGCAUCUAAUGCCUAUAUACCAGGUCCCCCCGGGCAACCAGGACACCAAGGCCCUCCAGGGGCCCCGGGACCAAAAGGAAGUCCAGGAUUUCCUGGCUCACCUGGACCUCCAGGCCAACCAGGUCCUAGAGGAUCAAUGGGACCCAUUGGACCAUCGCCUGACAUAUCACAUAUUAAGCAGGGCAGACGGGGCCCAGUGGGUCCACCGGGGGCACCAGGGAGAGAUGGUACCAAGGGGGAGAGAGGAGCACCAGGACCAAAAGGGCCACCUGGCCCACCAGGCUCAUUCGAUUUUCUGUUGCUGAUGAUGGCAGACAUCAGAAAUGAUAUUGCUGAACUUCAGGAGCGAGUGUUUGGACACAGGACUCACUCAUCAGCAGAGGAGUUUCCAUUACCUCAGGAAUUUACAAACUAUCAUGACACAGUAGACUUUGGAUCUGGAGAGGACUAUAAGCAAAGAAUUGCACCCAAAGACUCUAGGAUGCACAAAACAGCCCAUCAUUAGCUAGGUUUAUAGCAAGGAGAGAUGUUCAGAGUUGUACAGUAUAAAAAUGCACUGAUGAUGUAAAAUAUAUAUAUAAUUUUCCAGUUUUCUCUUUUCUUGUCCCCAUGUCCUUUAGCUUUCUCUAUUUACAGGGACAUCUACUAGUGGUGGUUACAUACAUUCCAGCCUGUGUCAGUUUUUGUGCUUUGUGUAUGUAGACAUUAUUGUAAUGGAAAUUAGUUGGCUAAGCGUUAGUCCGAAGUGUCAUACAAUGAGGUCUGAGGUAAACCUGGGAGAUGCGUGUGUCCUAAAACUACUCCUGCUUGUCCCUUAAAAAUACCCCACUGCUCAUCCAGUGUAGGCAGUCAGAUCUAUUCAGCAACAGAUUGCUGGCUGUGCAAUGAGAGAAUAUGGUCUAUACGUGAUAUGGGGGUGGGCAAGGGAGCAGGAAACUUACUAAGAGGAAGAACUGGUGUGAAUGAGACAAGUUUGCUGAUUCACACAGAUAAAAUCAACUAACCCUCAUGGUGGCAAACUGACUGUCAGGUUCAGUUAUAGGAAAGGAGUGUCAAUAUACAUUGUAGAUGACUAGGGGUACACUAACUGAUUCUGAUCUCACUCACACCUGUGAAAGUCAUCCCACUGAAUUCAAUGGUGAUACACUGAUGUACAUGAAAUCAGAAUGAGGCCUAAUGUUUGCAAAAGAAUUUUCAUCCAAUUUGUUUCUACAGAUUGUAGCACAAGCAUCGGCUGUAUGAGUUGAAGGUAACUGGUGUUCUGCUAAGUGUACUAUGUCACAAGAAUCUUUCACUCAGUAUAUAAUGAAGAAGAGUGGUUAAAGGAGUACAUAUGACCAAACACUGUAGCUGGUGCUUGGGAUGGCAUGGGUGAACUCUGGAGAAAGUCACAUCGCUGCCCUGGGGCCAGAGAGAAAAUUGUUGUUUGAAAGCAGGAUUGAAGAAUUCAUAGGGAACCCAUUCCUCACACCUUUCCAUACUGAAAAGUUGGAUCAACAGGUUAGUGUACCCAGAGUCAUCUACAAUGUAUAUUACCACUCCUGGCAGAUUACUGAACCUGGCAGUCACUUUGCCACCAUUAUAAUCUAAACAGUUUUUCCAGUGUAUUAAGCACAAACAUUUUAUUGCAUGGCUCCUCUUACUACAGUACUUGUAGUGUUAAGAAGACAGCUUUCCUGUGACAAAUGCAAAAGAAAACCCCUCAUUGCUCCACUUCAUCUUCAGGGCUUGUAUGUUCUUCCUAGAGCAAGUAUGGACAGUGAUAUAAGCGGCACCUUUCCAAGAUGCGUGGGUUGGUUGGGGGUUUUGGGGGGUGGGUCCCCUUUCAUGUCUCCCUUCCUGAGGGCAACUACUAUAAUUCCUAUACCAGUAGUACUGUCCACAUUGGCUACACUGCCAUUAAAAUCCAUGGCUGGUCCAUGCCAGCUGACUUGGGCUCGCAGGGCUCAGGCUAAGGGGCAUUUUAAUUGCAGAGUAGAUAUUCAGGCUCAGGCUGGCGCCUGGGCUCUGGGAUCCUGCUUGGUGAGAGUGUCCCAGAGCUCAAGCUGCACCCUGAGCCCAAAUGUCUACACCACAGUUAGCCCGAGUCAGCUGUCAUGGGCCAGUCGCAGGUGUCUAAUUGCAGGAUAGACAUGCCCAUAUUAUAUUAACCAUGUAAUUCAUAGAUUCUAGGACUGGAAGGGACCUCGAGAGGUCAUCGAGUCCAGUCCCCUGCCCGCAUGGCAGGACCAAAUACUGUCUAGACCAUUCAAACUCUUAAUAUUAGCCCCGCAGUGUGUCAGCAGAGGAGCCAGGAAUCUCAGGAAAUCUUGAAAUUUGUGAAAUUUGCAAAUUUUCUUUGGGGGACUUGUCAGUUCCUCAGAUACCUUUUCAAUUCCGUCCUAUGGGUAUAUUUCUGCAGAUCAUAUGGAAUAAGUUUUUUCUUCAUUCCUGUUUUCUUGAGUAUUAAAAAGAACUGACUACAUAAUAGGUAAAGAUUAGGCUAAUUACAGUAGCCCAUGGAUCUUCAAUGCUCUGAAGAGUUCUGUGAGCUGCAGAUUGAAAUAUUUUGAGAACCAAGCAAUGGCGGUUGGGGUUCUGGGAAAGAAGGUGUGUCCAGAAGUGGAAUAAUCUUUGAGUCAUCAGAAUAGAAGACGUAAACCAGCAUUAGAUGUAGGGUGACCGGACAGCAAAUGUGAAAAAUCGGGACAGGGGGUGGGGGGUAAGAGGAGCCUAUAUAAGAAAGACCCAAAAAUCGGGACUGUCCCUAUAAAAUCAGGACAUCUGGUCACCCUCGUUAGAUGGUCUUAUAUGGCCCACUUAGGGCUUCUGUCCACUUACCGGGGAAUCGGCGCGCGGUGAUCGAUCCAUCGGGUGUCGAUUUACUGGAUCUAGUGAAAACCCAUUAAAUCGACUGCCAAUCACUCUCCGUCGACUCUGGUACUCCACUGGAACAAAAAGCAUAAGGUAAGUCGACGGGAGAGUUUCUCCUGUCGACCCAGCGCGGUGUAGACACCGCAGUACGUUGACCUAAGGUACCUUAUUCACGUAGCUGGUGUUGUGUAAUUUAGGUCGACUUAGCCCUAUAUUGUAGACCUGCCCUUAGUUAAUUUCAUGUAGGCAACUAUGUAUAUGUCACUUUCUUAAACUAUAUAUGUACCCAUACAUACAAUUAUGUCAUGCACUUAACCUGCUGGAUCAGGUUGAUAUUCUCCAUACAUUAAUAACCUGCAGGGUUUUUGGAACACAAACUACUGAACAGGAUGUUUUGGAAAUCAAUCAAGAUUUUUUCCCCCCAAAGAAAAUGUGAUCUAAAAUAAGGCAUCUGUUUUAGUUUUAAGCUUUGCUUUUUCAGUUGUAGGAAAACAACAAAUUCAAGCUUCUGGACACCCAAAGGGCAUCUGUCCCUGGUGUACAGCAGUACCCAUGAGAGGAGAACUCUGACCCUGAAUCAGGAAGUUGCUUAAGCACAUGCCUAACUUUAAGUGGGCAAAUAGUCCCAUUGACAUCUAUGGGGAUUACUAAACACAUGUUUAAGUACCUUCCUGAAUCUGAGCUUUAGUGAGGUUCCCCUUGUGGAAUUUCCAUCAUGUCACUCCAUUGGUUGGGCACAAGGUUUUCUGCAGGCCCUUGUCCCCAGUGGAACAGGCAUGGGGAUGAGCCCCCACAACCUGUGUAUAGGGCUCUGCCAGGGGCCAAGGCCAUCCAUGCCUCUCCCACUCAUAGAAUCAUAGAAGAUUAGAGUUGGAAGAGACCUCAGUAGGUCAUCUAGUCCAACCCCCUGCUCAAAGCAAGACCAAGCCCAACUAAAUCAUCCCAGCCAGGGCUUUGUCAAGCUGGGCCUUGAAAACCUUGAAGGAUGGAGAUUCCACCACCUCCCUAGGUAACCCAUUCCAAUGCUUCACCACCCUCCUAGUGAAAUAGUGUUUCCCAAUAUCCAACCUAGACCUCCCCCACUGUAACUUGAGACCAUUGCUCCUUGUUCUCUCAUCUGCCACCACUGAGAACAGCCUAGCUCCAUCCUCUCUGGAACUCCCCUUUAGGUAGUUGAAGGCUGCUAUCAAAUCCUCCCUCACUCCUCUCUUCUCCAGACUAAAUAAAUCCAGUUCCCUCAGUCUCUCCUCAUCAGUCAUGUGCCCCAGUCCCCUAAUCAUUUUUGUUGCCCUCUGCUGGACUCUCUCCAAUUUGUCCACAUCCUUUCUGUAGUGGGGGGCCCAAAACUGGAUGCAGUACUCCAGAUGUGACCUCACCAGUGCUGAAUAGAGGGGAAUAAUUACUUCCCUCGAUCUGCUGGCAAUGCUCCUACUAAUGCAGCCCAAUAUGCUGUUAGCCUUCUUGGCAACAAGGGCACACUGUUGACUCAUAUCCAUCUUCUCGUCCACUGUAAUCCCCAGGUCCUUUACUGCAGAACUGCCACUUAGCCAGUCGGCCCCCAGCCUGUAGCAGUGCAUGAAUUCUUCAAUCCUAAGUGCAGGACUCUGCACUUGUCCUCGUUGAACCUCAUCAUAUUUCUUUUGGCCCAAUCCUCCAAUUUGUCUAGGUCACUCUGGACCCUAUCCCUACCCUCCAGCGUAUCUACCUCUCUCUAUAGCUUAGUGUCAUCUGCGAACUUGCUGAGGGCGCAAUCCAUCCCAUCAUCCAGAUCAUUAAUGAAGAUGUUGAACAAAACCGUCCCCAGGACCGACCCCUGGGGCACUCUGCUUGAUACCGGCUGCCAACUAGACAUCAAGCCAUUGAUCAAUACCUGUUGAGCCCGACGAUCUAGCCAGUUUUCUAUCCACAUCAUCUGUGGCAGUCCAGUUCUGGGGAAGCAGUGCUGAAUGGGCUUCCCUAUUUGGCCACUCUUCUUGGAGCAUCCUUAAAAGGAGGGUAACCAUGGAAAAUGUUAUGCGGCCUAAGGUGUUACUUCUUGAGCAAACGCCCAGUAGGUUUCUGGGGUAGGAGAUUUAAUUGACCAGUACUUCUGGUCUCAUGUUGGGCUUUCUUCUCUUCCCCCUGAUCCCCCCAUGGAUUCCCAACUCCCGAGCGUGCCUUGGUUGGGUCCCAGGGACUUGGGGAUGGUGCUGUUGAGCAAGGUCUGCCAUUUUCACAUUGCAGGCGGAGUUCCUCUGGCAGGGGGACCUCUUCUGGGAUGAUCUAGCCCUAGGUGUGCUUACAGAGCAGAUAUCUUUUGGGUGGACCUUUCUUCUUAUAUUUUCAGUUAACCAUAUGAUAUUUUUCACAAUAAAGGAGUUAUAGCAGAAACUGUUCAGUUUAAGAUUCUGAGAGAGAGACUUAUAUACAUGUACACACACACAAAUCCUCAGAUUAAAAGGUAAGGAAUUAGGUAUUUUCUGUGACCUACCUGAAGCAUUGAAAAUCCAGAUAAGAUAAAUAGAUUCCAGAUUCAAGAUGAGGUUUUUUUAAAUUGUAAAUUACUUACUCCUUUAUAAUUCUUAAAAUAACAAAAAAAACAACACAAAACAAAACAACAACAAAAAACAAGAUCCCAACAUAUGGAUACAGUAACAGCCAACCUUCUGGCUAGUUUCAUUACUUAGUCUCAUGCACAUGACAACUUUGUUUCAUCUAGCUAAAUACCAUGUAUAAUUUUAUUAGAAAGAAAUAUUAUUUUGAUGAAUUAAAAAUGUGCUACAUUUAAAAGAGAAGGAUACUAAGGUAAAAAGUUCAUUCUUUUAUUAAUAUUUGAAAUAAAUAUUUAAUUGAAACAUUUUCAGAUGUGUAGUAAUGGGCAGAAUUCUUAUUGUUAAUGAGUUGGUAUUAGUUUUUAACAAAAUUAGAUCAACAAAGCUGGAAGAAAUUUUUGACUCUCCCAACAGUGUACAAAGUUAAUAUGAGAUUAGCCAUUCUUGUAAAGCUGGAAUAGUAAAGCAAAAAGUAUGGCCUGAAAAUUUCCAGUGUAGUCAUGGUAAAUCAGAAAACCAGGAAAAAAAAAAAGGAAAUUGAAGUGACAUUCAAGUAAUAGCUUAAAGAUAUCCCAUCUCCUAGAACUAGAAGGGACCUUGAAAGGUCAUUGAGUCCAGUCCCCUGCCUUCACUAGCAGGACCAAGUACUGAUUUUGCCCCAGAUCCCUAAGUGGCCCCCUCAAGGAUUGAACUUACAAUCCUGGGUAUAGCAAGCCAAUGCUCAAACCACUGAGCUAGCCCUCCCCCAUUGUUGGUAUCACACUGUAAAAGAGUCUCUAAUCAAGUCACUUCCUGGUUGUAUUUCAUAGUUAAUAAAUUAGAAUCCCACUGACGUCAAUGGAAGAUGAGAAUUGAAUUUGUCCAUGAAUUUGUUUUUAAUUUGCCAAGACUCACAACUUUGUUCCAGUUACACAUUUUGUACACCGCUCAUGUUAUUUAUAAUAAGUAUAUGAAAUACUAAAAUGUGUA